AUGGAGGUGGAGGAGGAGGAAAGACGCUCUCCACACGAUCAUGUGGAUCGGUGUGUUCCCGAGAGCUUCUUUGAUCGCGUAACGCAAGGGUUACGCGACGAUCUCGAGCAUGAGCGGAAUAGGCGUCUCCAGAUGGUGGACACUGCCUCGAAGCAUCGAGCUGAGUUUGCCUUUGCUCAGCUUGAGAACGAGAGAUCUCUGACAUCUCUUCGUGACGAGCUAAGGGUAGCUCGUGGGAUUGUUGAUCGGUCUCGGGCUGAGAUAACUGCUCUUCAGACCCUUGUUGAUGCCCACCAUCGGGAGCACAAGGCUCUCUGCGAGAUGCUUGAGCGCAAGGGCGUUCUUCAUCGGAAGAAGCAGCGUACUGAUGGUACGGCUUAA
Peronospora matthiolae is the source of this 381-nucleotide messenger RNA. NCBI's taxonomy places the organism in Eukaryota, Oomycota, Peronosporomycetes, Peronosporales, Peronosporaceae. The record is from the annotation of a GenBank genome assembly.